UUUUUUUUGUAGGGGAAAAGACAUGAAAGAGCAAAUUUCCUCGAAACUCCGUCCGAUCUGUCAGUCUCUUCCUCCAUCAUUGCUCUCUCGUUUCUUCGUCUGUUGCUUGGAAUUCUCGUGUUUCCCGUCCUCCCUCCUCCGCUCUUUUCUAGAAAGCGAAGAUUUGAUCUUUCUUUUUGAGGGGUUCAGUCCGAGUUUCUGGGUUUCACGGCUCGUUCAGUGACUCAGUUCCCCGAUCUCUCGGAGACUGCCGUUCCUCCGUUUUCCGGUGGAUUUCUACUCGGAGAAGUUUCGGUUAAACGACAACAGGAACAAAAACAGGUUUUUUUUUUUGGGUUAAGAUGCUCUACCUGUUCCUCGGUCGAAUUUCGAAGCAAAAGUUUUGAGCUUUGAGAUGAAGUUCAUGCUAAAUUGAAGUAUCUGUAGUUCACUUCAUCAAAUGCCAUGAGAGGGUUUGCCUGUCUCUGCAUCAAUGGAGGACAAGUUCGUGAGAUUCCAGGACUGGAGAUCUGAGAAGGCUUCAGACAUGGAGCAUUCAGGGAUGAAAGAAAUGGGCCUCGGAAGAUUCAGUAGAGCCAUGAGCUCCAUUUCAGACAAGCUUCGGAGGAGAGUUGAAUCCGGUUCUGCAAGAAUCAAAGUGUUUAAGAGAUCAUUCAACAACUCUGUUUCAAAGGGUUUAGUCCCCAGGAACAAAGUACUUGACCCACAAGGAGCAUUCUUGCAGAGAUGGAACAAGAUCUUCGUAUUGGCUUGUAUCGUCGCCGUAUCCCUCGACCCUCUGUUCUUCUACGUCCCCGUGAUCGAUGACACGAAGAAAUGUCUCGGCCUGGACAAGAAGAUGGAGAUCACUGCCAGUGUCUUACGUUCGUUCACCGAUAUCUUUUACGUCAUCCACAUUAUCUUCCAGUUCCGAACUGGUUUCAUUGCCCCUCCUUCUCGGGUUUUUGGAAGAGGCGUUCUCGUCGAGGAAGCUAAGGAGAUCGCCAAACGCUACUUAUCGUCGCGUUUCAUUGUGGAUGUUCUCGCCGUUCUUCCACUUCCUCAGGUGGUGAUACUGAUAAUCAUUCCGAGAAUGAGAGGCUCGGCAUCGUUGAACACAAAGAAUCUGUUGAAAUUCAUCGUGUUCUUCCAAUAUAUACCGAGAUUCGUAAGGAUAUAUCCGCUGUAUAAGGAGGUGACGAGGACGUCCGGAAUACUCACAAAGACAGCUUGGGCGGGAGCAGCUUUCAAUCUCUUCCUUUACAUGCUCGCAAGCCAUGUGAGGAGGGAGUUCUAUAUAUACGAUGUCUCUCACAUUCAUCGUCGGCCGAGAUGGUUAACCGGAAAAAAAAAUCUUUGUUUUUUCCAGGUGUUUGGUGCUUUCUGGUACUUGUUCUCGAUAGAACGAGAAACAGUGUGUUGGAAAAGAGCGUGUAAGAGGAACCCGAUCAUCUGUGAUCCGAGGUUGUUGUAUUGUGACCAUGGCACCAGAGGAGGUAACACCUUUCUGAACGUGUCUUGUCCGAUUCAGACACCGAACACGACCCUCUUCGAUUUCGGGAUUUUCCUCGAUGCCCUUAAUUCCGGCGUCGUCGAGUCCCGGGAUUUUCCUCAGAAGUUCUUUUACUGUUUCUGGUGGGGGCUUCAGAACCUCAGUUCGCUUGGGCAAAACCUCAAAACGAGUACUUAUAUCUGGGAAAUAUGUUUCGCCGUCUUCAUCUCCAUCUCCGGACUUGUCUUGUUCUCGUUUCUCAUCGGUAACAUGCAGACGUAUCUGCAAUCGACGACGACGAGGUUGGAGGAGAUGAGAGUGAAGAGACGAGACGCUGAGCAGUGGAUGUCUCACCGCCUGCUUCCCGAUAACUUGAGGAAGAGAAUCCGACGCUAUGAGCAAUACAGAUGGCAAGAGACCCGAGGCGUCGAUGAAGAAACCCUCCUCUGUAAUCUUCCCAAGGAUCUUAGACGGGACAUCAAACGCCAUCUCUGUCUCGGCCUCCUCAUGCGGGUCCCAAUGUUUGAGAAAAUGGACGAACAGCUCCUGGACGCGAUGUGUGAUCGUCUGAAACCCAGGUUAUAUACCGAGGAAAGCUACAUCGUGAGGGAGGGAGAUCCAGUCGACGAGAUGCUGUUCGUUAUGCGUGGAAAGCUCCUAACGAUGACAACCAAUGGUGGAAGAACAGGUUUCUUCAACUCCGAGUAUCUCAAAGCUGGCGAUUUCUGCGGGGAGGAGCUCCUUACCUGGGCACUGGAUCCACACUCCUCCUCUAACCUCCCAAUCUCGACCCGAACAGUACGAGCCCUCACUGAAGUCGAAGCUUUCGCCCUUAAAGCCGACGACUUGAAAUCCGUCGCUUCUCAAUUCAGACGCCUUCACAGCAAACAGCUUAGGCACACUUUCAGGUUCUACUCGCAGCAAUGGAGGACAUGGGCCGCUUGUUUCAUACAAGCCGCCUGGCAAAGGUACUCUAAGAAGAAACUUGAGGAGUCGUUGAGAGAAGAAGAGAACCGGUUACAGGAUGCUCUGGCAAAAGAAGCUGGCAGCGGGACUUCUCCGAGCCUUGGGGCCACGAUAUAUGCCUCCCGAUUCGCUGCCAACAUCCUACGUACAAUACGGAGGAGCGGAACUAUGCGGAAAGCGAGGAUUCCCGAGCGAAUGCCGCCGAUAUUGCUCCAGAAACCGGCUGAGCCAGAUUUCAAUGCUGCUGAUUAGUUCAAGAAAGAAUAGCUUCUGUAAUGUAUAUUGAUAAAACAUGAUGUAUAUGAGUGAAAUCUUUAUUUAUAUAGUUUCUAUUUAUCAA
Molecule: messenger RNA, 2777 nt
Organism: Tarenaya hassleriana
Lineage: Eukaryota; Viridiplantae; Streptophyta; Magnoliopsida; Brassicales; Cleomaceae
Product: cyclic nucleotide-gated ion channel 1-like
Exons: 8
Coding region: 473-2689 (738 amino acids)
Biological process (GO): monoatomic ion transport; transmembrane transport
Cellular component (GO): membrane
Molecular function (GO): monoatomic ion channel activity
Source: RefSeq, a predicted model, not a curated record